AUGGCUAACAGCUUCAUCGCCUAUCUUCGGGGCGACCAAAAUGCGCCAGGCGAGCGCAAGCUGGUGCAGAAGCUUGACUUCUUCAUCCUUACUUUCUGCUGUCUCAUGUACUUCCUGAAUUAUCUUGAUCGCACCAAUCUCAACAAUGCAUACGUCUCUGGUAUGAGGGAAGAGUUGAGCUUCAAAGGCAACCAACUCAAUCAAAUUAACACCGUCUUCACUGUAGGGUAUACCAUAGGACAGGUGCCAUGUAACGUUUUACUCUACUACAUCAAGCCUCGCUAUUUCUUCCCUGCAUGCAUGGUAGCAUGGGCAGGCCUAACAAUGGUCACUGCGGCCGCUCAAAAGCCUCAGGACAUAAUGGCAAUCCGCUUCUUCCAAGCGCUAUUUGAAUCAUCGACGUUUGUAGGAACUCACUACAUCCUUGGUUCCUGGUACACUGAGAAAGAGCUAGGAAAGCGCUCCGGAAUCUUCACCGCAUCAGGUCUUGCUGGUACUAUGAUUGGCGGCUUCAUCCAGACAGGUAUACAUAGUAGCAUGGACGGUCUUAGGGGGAUGAGUGGUUGGCGAUGGCUCUUUAUUAUCGACGGAAUCAUCACACUACCCGUAGCCGUCUACGGUUUCCUCCUCUUUCCCGACACUCCAAGAAACACACGAGCGCCCUACCUCAGCGCCUCAGAGAAAGCGCUAGCCAUCUCACGCGUCCCCGAAGUCUCAGAGCGCACUCCGAUAUCCUUGUCCUUUUUGAGACAUUGUUUCUCAACAUGGUACUGGUACUUCUUCGUCAUCCUCUGGAUUCUAGCCGGAGAAACAGAGUCUUUCAGCACAAACGCCUUGUUGCAACUGUACAUGCGCUCACAUCCUACAAACACUUAUACCGUAGCUCAGAACAAUAAUUACCCCACCGGAGUCCCCGCUGUCGGUAUCGUCUCAACUUUGUUCUGGGCUACGCUGACUGAUUUCAUGGGUGGCAAACGUUAUCUCGUCGGCUACUGGAUCGGCAUAACCGGCAUCAUAACCUCCUCCCUCAUUCUCGCCUACCCCCAGAAUACCACCAUCCACUUCGCAAUGUACUACUGGGCAGGCAGCGUGUAUGCUUGCCAAGCCACCUUCUUCGCCUGGGCCAACGACGUACUACGCUACGAAGAAGACAGUCUACGUGCCGUGGUCAUUGCAAGCAUGAACAUGGGAAGUAAUGCCAUCAACGCAUGGUGGAGCAUCGUAUUCUAUGGGGCAAAUUUCGCGCCGUACUUUACUAGGGGUAUGUGGGCUAUGAUUGCCGUUAGUAUUGCUAUGGCGGCCUGGACGGCGGCGUUGGCGUGGAUGCAGGCGAGGACUGAGAGGAGGAGGAUGUUGGAAGGGGGUGUUGUGCAUGAUGCCGUCAGGGGUAAGGGUGAGGAUGAGGGGACAUUUGGGAGAGGAGAUGGAGAGAAGGCGUAG
Molecule: messenger RNA, 1440 nt
Organism: Alternaria atra
Lineage: Eukaryota; Fungi; Ascomycota; Dothideomycetes; Pleosporales; Pleosporaceae
Exons: 4
Coding region: 1-1440 (479 amino acids)
Biological process (GO): pantothenate import across plasma membrane
Cellular component (GO): plasma membrane
Molecular function (GO): pantothenate transmembrane transporter activity
Source: RefSeq, a predicted model, not a curated record